CUUGAGCAAUGCUAGUUAUCAGAAAUGAAAACCUCUUUGUUAACUACAGUUCAUUGUGUUGAGAAACCUCUUUGUAUUCUUGGUGCGGACCGCAAGUUCUCUUUUUCAGCUGCCAUAUUGGCGAUUCGUACGAGACUUAGCUGUUUAAACAAUGGCUCCACGUAAGGGAAAGCAGCAACAAGAACAAGUCCAAGUUUCCUUGGGACCUCAAGUCAGGGACGGGGAAACUGUAUUUGGAGUAGCUCACAUCUUUGCUAGUUUCAAUGAUACAUUUGUCCAUGUCACAGAUUUGUCUGGAAAGGAAACUAUUGCUCGAGUUACAGGAGGCAUGAAGGUAAAGGCAGAUCGUGAUGAAGCAUCCCCCUACGCUGCUAUGUUGGCAGCUCAGGAUGUUGCUGAAAAGUGCAAGACACUUGGAAUCACAGCUCUGCAUAUCAAGCUGCGUGCCACCGGAGGAAACAAGACCAAGACUCCAGGACCAGGCGCCCAGUCCGCUCUGAGGGCUCUUGCACGUAGUGCUAUGAAGAUCGGCAGAAUUGAAGAUGUUACUCCCAUUCCUUCCGAUUCCACCAGGAGAAAGGGAGGUCGUAGGGGACGUCGUUUGUAAACUGGAGUUGUAUACAUUCAUUUAUUCCUACAUUUUAUUUUGUUUUUACUAAAAAUAAUUUUAAACAAUAAACUGGAUGUGUACCUAAAUUAGUGU
Nezara viridula (southern green stink bug) is the source of this 703-nucleotide messenger RNA. The record is from the annotation of a GenBank genome assembly. NCBI's taxonomy places the organism in Eukaryota, Metazoa, Arthropoda, Insecta, Hemiptera, Pentatomidae.